Emys orbicularis (European pond turtle) is the source of this 1062-nucleotide messenger RNA. It is a transcript of the gene CERS1, whose product is annotated as ceramide synthase 1. Gene Ontology annotation, biological process: ceramide biosynthetic process. Gene Ontology annotation, cellular component: membrane. The record is from RefSeq and is a predicted model, not a curated record. The transcript is spliced from 7 exons. Lineage: Eukaryota; Metazoa; Chordata; Testudines; Emydidae. Gene Ontology annotation, molecular function: sphingosine N-acyltransferase activity. Bases 1 to 1062 code for a protein of 353 amino acids.
AUGCCGCGGCCCGAGCCCAUGCCCGGCUACGGGCAGCUGCUGCAGCGCGGCUACCGGAGCCUGGCGGGGGCGGCGCGGAGCUGCACGGACUGCGGCUGGGAGCUCUCCCGCCGGACCUGGGCCGAGAACGCGUCCCUCGCCUGGAGCGAGACCCUCCUCUGCCUGCUCUGUGCCAUCGGCUGGACCUGGCUGCGCAGGGCCGCCUCCGGCUGCCUCUUUCGGCCGUUCGGGGAGUGGUGUAACCUGCAGCCAAAGGAUGCUGCCAAGAUGCCCGAGAGCGCCUGGAAGCUGCUGUUCUACACGCUGUCCUGGUCAUAUGGCGCCUACCUGCUCUUCUUCACCGAGUACCCCUUCUUCCACGACCCGCCCUCCGUCUUUUACGGUUGGGAGAAGGGUAUGGAUGUACCCACCGACAUUGGCAUCGCCUACUUGCUGCAGGGCAGCUUCUACGGGCACUCCAUCUAUGCCACCGUGUACAUGGAUGCCUGGCGCAGGGACUCCGUAGUCAUGCUCAUCCACCACGUGGUGACGCUGACGCUCAUCGUCUUCUCCUACGCGUUCAGGUUCCAUAACGUGGGGAUUCUUGUGCUCUUCCUGCACGACAUCAGCGACGUGCAGCUGGAGUUCACCAAGCUCAACGUCUACUUCAAGCACCGGGGCGGGAUCUAUCACCGGCUCAACGACGUCAUCUCCGACCUCGGCUGCCUCACCUUCAGCAUCAGCUGGUUCUGGUUCCGCCUCUACUGGUUCCCCCUCAAAGUGCUCUACGCCACCUGCCACACCAGCCUGCAGUCUGUGCCCAACAUCCCCUUUUACUUCUUCUUCAACGCCCUGCUCUUCGCCCUCGCCCUCCUGAACGUCUACUGGUUCCUGUACAUCGUCCUGUUUGUGGCCAAGGUGCUGACGGGGCAGAUGCAGGAGGUGAACGACGUGCGUGAAUACGACGUGGAGGAGAGCAAGAAAACCACAGGGCCCCGGAAAGCGGGUGAACUCCAGCUCCCCAAAUCCUGGAAAGAAGGGAACCACCUGAAGAACGGGCUGAUAAAAGACAAACGGUUAUAA